AUGGACUCAGUGUCUUCAAUUCGACAGCCAUGUAGAGGUAGACCACGCUCACGAAAUACAAGUAUUAGACAGAAUGAUGUUCGUAGGUACAGAUAUGAUAGGAGACGGAGAAAUACCGAUAAUACUUCAAAUCAUCCAGGAUAUUACGCAGCAUUCGAACAAAACUUUUCUUUCUCAUCUAAUCUUGGAAUAAAAAAUGUCAAGUGUAUAUUUUGUGGUGCUUUCAAUUUCGACUUUGAACGAACAGGUCGAGAUAAGAAUUUCAGUAUUUGUUGUCAGAAAAAUAAAGUUAAACUUGAGUUACCUCCAUAUUCACAGACAUUAAAAAAUCUGCUAUUGGAUAAUCACCCACUCUCACAUCACUUCAGAGAUAAAAUUCGCCAGUAUAAUUGUGCCUUCUCAUUCAUCACUUUCAGUGCCAAAGUUCAGAAUAUUCCUACACGUGGACCUUAUUGCUUCAAGAUCGGUGACACGGUUCAUCAUUUAAUAAGUUCUCUUGAAAAUCAGCGAUUAGGUGGACAGGUCUAUAUUCUGGAUUUAGAAGAAGCUUACAAUGUUAGAUCAUCGCAUCAAGCCAAUUCAGGCUUAAAACGUGAGCUAAUGAACAUGUUACAUGAAGAAUUUCUCACUAUAAACCCAUACGCGAGAACUUAUAAAAACAUGUCAAUUAUCCAACAACGAGAGGAAGAAAUGGCACGUUUGCUUGGAUCACCAAUCAAAGUCUAUGGAAUUGAGUUUUUCACUGAUUCAAAUGAUAAUCGAGGCCGUGGAAAUUUGCCAAACAUCUCAGAAAUCGCUGCAGUUUUUGAGACUGAUGAAGGUACGCCACCAAAUAGUCGAAAUUUGAGAGUAUAUCCUGUAGGCGAAGCUCCUAGAAUAAUCUCACAUUUAAGUCCUCACCUUGAUCCUAUGGCAUAUCCUAUCAUUUGGCCUUAUGGGCAACAAGGUUGGUCCCCUUUUUUGAUUCAUAAUAAUUCCCGCAGAACUUCAACUCGAACAAAACUCACUUUGAGAGAGUUUGCCUGUUAUAGAUUUUCAGACAGAGAAAAUCACUUCAAUGCGGCGAAUCAUUGUGGUAAAUUAACUCAACAACUUUACGUGGAUAUUUAUGUAAGGUACGAAGGACUCAGACUAUUUUGGAUCAGAAAAAAUCAGGACAAACUUCGCGUUGAAACAUAUGCUGGGUUAUUAGAUUUCGUUUCAGGAACUUCUGAAGCACAAAGUUCAAGAGCUGGUCGCAUGAGUAAUUCUACCAUCUUCUUUCACUGGAAGCCCUAG
Messenger RNA from Panonychus citri (citrus red mite), 1278 nucleotides. RefSeq lists its product as uncharacterized. The transcript has 2 exons. Lineage: Eukaryota; Metazoa; Arthropoda; Arachnida; Trombidiformes; Tetranychidae. Bases 1 to 1278 code for a protein of 425 amino acids. The record is from RefSeq and is a predicted model, not a curated record.